This is a messenger RNA of Aspergillus vadensis CBS 113365, 1996 nucleotides long. Its product is annotated as nucleobase cation symporter-1 family protein. NCBI's taxonomy places the organism in Eukaryota, Fungi, Ascomycota, Eurotiomycetes, Eurotiales, Aspergillaceae. Bases 335 to 1930 code for a protein of 531 amino acids. Gene Ontology annotation, cellular component: plasma membrane. Gene Ontology annotation, biological process: nucleobase transport; transmembrane transport. The transcript has 3 exons. Gene Ontology annotation, molecular function: nucleobase transmembrane transporter activity. The record is from RefSeq and is a predicted model, not a curated record.
CAGACAAAAAUGGCAUCCUCUGGAGCACCCCGCUAUUCACGUCUUAUCGAAUCUGGGCAGAUAGUCUGUUCGGCGACGCAUCCAAUAGUAGGGCGGUGGCUAUCGCAGCAGGGAUGCUUAUCAUGCACCAGCUUAUCUGGCUAGACAGAUGAGCUGCAGAACGUGAUUGUCAGCCUGCAGCUUUCUUUCUCCAGCAUUUAGACAGCGCAGCUUGUGCGACCGUAUCCCUUACAUCGAUCUACCAUAUUGCUUUUUCGCUUCCGCACUUCUGUAUCGGAUGACUUGAACCUCUAUCCACUUCAUCUACCGCAUCUCGGUGGCACCAUACCUAAUCAUGAAGUUCAACCGGCCUCAUCUUCGAGUGCCGCAGUCGCGCUCUGCUUUUGCGGAUGGAAGCUCUCGCUGGACCAAUCUCGAUCUCGAUCCGGUUCCUUUUCAUCGUCGACAAUGGGGACCGCUCAGCUUUAUCUCGUAUUGGGUCUCCGAUGCCUUUAAUGCAGCUACAUGGCAGUUUGCUAGCAGUAUAAUAGCAGUCGGGCUGAGCUGGCGCGAAUCACUCAUAAUCGUCGCGAUUUCGUUCUUCAUCAUGUCUUUCGUCAUCGCGGGCAAUGGUGCUGUCGGUGCGAUCUAUCACAUUCCGUUCCCGGUGAUCUCACGGGCGAGCUGGGGAUUUUGGGGAUCAUACGUCGCCAUUAUUUCUCGAGUUAUUUUGGCGCUGUUUUGGUUCGCGAUUCAGAACGUCAACGGCGGAAACGCCGUGCGUGCAAUGAUCGGAGCCAUCUGGCCUAGCUUCUUGAGGGUCAAGAACGAGAUUCCUGAGGAUCAGGGCAUUACAACGAAUGGCAUGGUCGGAUACUUCAUCUUCUGGCUGUUUCAACUUCCGUUUCUCUGCAUCCACCCGAACAAAGUGCGGUGGCUGUUUGUGGUCAAGUCUGUGCUUGUGCCGAUCGCAUGGAUUGCGAUUUUGAUCUGGGCGUUCGUGGCAGAGGGAGGAGGUGCAAUGUUCGAGCAGAAAGCGACUGUCUCGGGGUCACAGUACAGCUGGGUGUUCUUGGCGAGCAUGACAUCAGUCUUGGGGAACUAUGCCACCCUCAGUGUGAACCAGUCCGACUUUUCUCGAUACUCGCGUGUUACGGCAAAGUGGCAGCUUCUAUACGUCCCUAUGCUACCUAUCGUGUUUACAUUCAUCUCAUUCAUCGGCAUUGCCGCCUCCUCAGCUGGCUACGCUAGAUACGGCGGAUCAAUCCCAUGGGACCCGAUCGAGCUGAUCAGCCACUGGUCCAGUCGGGCAUGCCGCUUUUUCGCAGCAUUCUCAUUCGCUCUGGCCUCUCUGGGUGUCAACAUCUCCGCCAACUCGAUCUCAGCAGCCAACGAUCUGAUGGCCCUGUUUCCAGGACACGUCAAUUUGCGCCGAGGCCAGAUCAUCUGCGGUAUCUUAUCAUGGGCUCUAGUACCAUGGAAGAUUCUUGAGUCGGCGGACAGCUUCCUGAACUUCAUGUCAGCGUAUGCUAUUUUCCUGGGACCGAUUGCAGCUAUCAUGCUGUGGGACUUUUGGCUGCUGAAACAUGGAAAGUAUGAUACCCUGGCUCUGUACCAGCCAAACAACCCGGUGUAUCGCUACUCGAAAUGGGGCGUGAACUGGCGCGCCAUUGUAGCGUUUAUUGUCGGCGUGGUGCCGAGUCUGCCAGGACUGAUCAACUCGGUCAAUAGCAGUGUCUCUGUUGGCGUGGGUAUCCACCCGUAUCAGUUUGGAUGGCUGCUGGGAUUCGUGGGAACCAGCGUGGUGUAUGUAGGGUUAUCGUGGCUGUUUCCUGCGCGACAUGCUAUUAUCGACAGGGCCGUGAUGGCCGAAGAAAUCUACGACGGACGGGAAGUUGACGGAGAAUCCGAAGAAAAGUUGGACAACAUGCACGAGAAGGCCAAAGUAUAAUACUUUCGAAGCAUAUAGCCAGCAAUAUAACAAAUCUAUAACAAUGCACCCAUAGACACAUUCUAA